CUCUGGGCAACUUGCCCCUCUGCCAGACUGUCCCAAUGGUGACGUCAGUUGUACUAGUGUGGUCUUGAUUACUGGAGGACUAUCAAGUACCUACAGAAAUCUGAAUAAAAGUUAGGAGCUGAACAGGGGUACAGCAGUGAGAUUGACAAGUCACCUGCUCUAAGAGGAAGGCAAUACACAGUUAAAGUGUGCUACUGCUCUUUUACUGAUUCCAGGUUUACAAUGUUCACUAUACUAUGAGUAUCAAUGGAAAAGUACAAGAUGGAUCAAUGGAAAUAGAUGCUGGAAACAACCUAGAGACAUUCAAAACAGGAAGCGGGAGCGAAGAGGCUGUUGAAGUUCACGAUUUCCAGAUUGGUAUAACUGGAAUCCGUUUUGCUGAAGGAGAAAAAUGUUAUAUCAAAGCUCAGCCAAAAGCUCACGUCCCUGAAGUUGAUGCUAUGACUAAAGAGAGCCUCUCAUCUGAUCUGGAAGAUGAAAUCAUGCCUGUUAAAUUUGAUGAAAACUCCCUUAUCUGGGUUGCUGCAGAUGAGCCUAUCAAGGAUAACAGUUUCCUAAGCCCCAAAAUUUUAGAGCUUUGUGGAGAUCUUCCAAUUUUCUGGCUUCGACCAACGUAUCCCAAAGAUAACCAAAGGGAAAGGAGAGAAAUAAAGAGGAAAAUACGCCAAUCAGAAUCAAACUCUGAUGUGGAGGAACUGGAAGCUGCUACUGAAGAAGUAAAUACCAGGUCUCCCACCACACCACUGAUGCAAGACCUUGAUCACCAGUCUAAUGAAACCAGGCCAAUGGGACAAGAAACCAAUCAAACACUUAAUCCAGACAAUCCGUAUAAUCAACUGGAAGGUGAAGGGACAGCUUUUGACCCCAUGCUGGACCAUCUAGGUGUGUGCUGCAUUGAAUGCCGACGAAGCUACACACAGUGCCAGAGAAUCUGUGAGCCUCUCAUGGGCUACUACCCUUGGCCCUACAACUACCAAGGCUGUCGCACCGCCUGCCGAAUCAUUAUGCCCUGCAGCUGGUGGGUUGCUCGUAUCAUGGGUGUUGUGUGAGAGAAAGCAUGCAGAUCCUUGACAAAGUAAGCAAGAGUACAAUGACAACAAACAGAUAAGGGACCUAAACCAAAGCAGCGUUACCAAUCCUGGAUUUUAAAUCAAAGUGUGUGUUAAUGUAUCAAAAGUGAAGUUAGUUAUUCCAACUGUAAAUAAAAUCUUAAAUUAAUACUCCAUUAGCUUUACAAAUGACAAGUGUACACUAGAACUUACUGAAUGCAAAAAUUAAGAUGUCCCAAAACAAGUGAUACUAACUUUGCUCACAAACUGGUUUAACAGUCUAGAAGCUUGCUCGUAAAUCCAAAUUCAGUCUUUCAUAGUAAAACCCUCUCUGAGGUAGAUGUGGAAACUUACGUCCAAUUAGGCAACUAGUUAAACUCGUACACUUGGGAGCACCUUUCAUCCAUGUAGCUUACUUUAAUAAAUCACAAGUUAAGUUGCUCCCUGUUGUUAUUCAUACAGUUGCCAGGUCAUUAUGAAUGGUAAUAAACCAAUUAUAGCAUACCUUUCCCACAAAGCUGCUCCAGGGGACAGGAGAAAGUGCACAUUGUGUUAGAAGCAAAAAUAAAUGGCACAAAGAGGGGGCUGCAGAGCAGAACGUGCGUGGCCGCAGAAGCAAAACGCUUCGCACGUCCAAACAUCAAAGCCACCCCAGCGUCAAGAAUCUUGUAUCCAUGAUACCACUGUCGUGUCUAACGAGUAUCUGCUAUCCAGCUACUAUGGCAAGAAUAUUUACAUGCAGCUGUAGACCAAAAAGCUUCAAGACACUUCCGAAUCUACAACAGUCAAUGUAUUUAUAAAUCCUUGAACUAGACACUUUUAACAGAAGAUUACAACCUCUCUUUAUUCCACAUGGAUAGCAGUUAUUCGUGCUAGCUCCCUUAGUCCAAAGUUAACCUCAGCUCCCCACAACAGAAACUGCUCACCAACAAAAAUGGUUUCUAACCUCAUCCCUAUUGCUUAGAAAAACUCUGCAAUUACUGGAAUUGACCCUCUUAAGUAUUAAUUCUAAAGAAGGUCCUGAGCUGAAACACUCAUGAAGGUGGAAAACUUAGGACAUCUAGUCUUGGAAAACAAAAAUAAAGAUACUGCACUGCCUUUUUCCAUGCCACAUAGGUUGAACUGUACCAUUAUAUUGUUGGAGACAUCUACAUGAACUUCAUCAACAGAGUGGCCUAAUUUUUCCCCAAAGCUAACUUUCUAGAGCAUUUGUUUUUGUGACUAAACAGCUCUCGAGAUGUUGCAAGCCAAGUAAUGUUAUUAACACUGCGUGACACACACAGACGAGGAAUUAAUUUGACAUAAUCAUGCUUAAAAAAAAACCCUUAUGUAGAAUGCUGAACAGCAUCUCUAAAAAACAAAGUGUUAAAUGAGAAUAGGAUGAGCACAGAAUUUGGUAUUUUGUUCCAUCAUGAUCACCUUUAAUAUAAGCUUCACCUUCCCUUAGCCUGAAGAACAGACUUGCUUUGAAAGAUUUAAAUUGAAAAUUUCUUAAAAGUGGGAUUUCAAGGUCUGUUAAAUUUGAGUUUUUGCUUUUUAAAAUGAAAGUGACCUUGAUUAUUAUGUUGUUUUUUUAGAAGCACAUCAUUCAUAUGCUUAGAAAAAUCAGAUUUUUUUUUUUUUUA
Messenger RNA from Struthio camelus australis, 2674 nucleotides. The record is from RefSeq and is a predicted model, not a curated record. Lineage: Eukaryota; Metazoa; Chordata; Aves; Struthioniformes; Struthionidae.